AAUAGUAAUCCAAUGUAUUAUCAACAAUACAAUGGACCAUUGAAUUAUGAGCUUGAUAGCAGUAAUGGAUUAAUACCAUUGGAACAUAAUGACUAUCCACUGAUAUCAGUUGUGGUAGAGCCAAUCCAUGUAUCCUCUAGUACUGUAACUAAUACAAAAAUGGUAUCAAGUACAUCUACACACAUCACUGCUACUGCUGUAACACCAAUUAAUAGCAACUUGGCUUCUUUGACUAUUAGUACAGGCCACAGUACUAUAAAGUCUGCAUCAAGCAGCUACUUGUCACACAAAACAGAUUUACCUACAGAAUCAAAGGAGUCCAACACUUUUGUCUACAGCACAAGUUUGAUACCAGCUCCUACAUUGCAACUAACUUCAGGCAAUAUACCUACAACACUAGUAGCAGUACUUAGUACAGUAUUUAUAUUACUGGUAGUUACUAUACUAGUAAUAUUAAUAGUGAGUGUAUUAGUGUGUAGGAGACGUUCAAAAAAUGGGAUUGGUUCAUCUGCUGCUAAUGAUCUCAUUACUGAUACUGAAACAUCUAAUACCCUCCAGAAGGAUAUUCCAACUAUACCACAAGAUUAUGAAGAGGCAAGACCAAUAGCAGAAUGGCAUAAAAGUAUAUUGUCCGACAUUAAUUUAUCAACUAAUCCUUCUUAUGGAAUAACUAGAGGAUCAGAAAAUAUAAGUUCUCAAAGUGGUAUUGACAAUCCUUCAUAUGAAUUUAACACAACAAGAAAUGAAAGUAAUAGCGAAGAGUCACUGGUAUAUGAUGAACCAAGGGUAGUAAUGCAUAACAGAGAAAUGCAAGCAUCACCGUAUCAUAUAACAUAAAACUAAAUGAACUUCAGUGAAAUUGUAUAAAUAUUGUCAUUGUUAUUAUUAUUUAUACAGUAGUACAUAAUGAAAUAUUUGUUUGAAUGUUUGAAUGGACACAAGGAUUGUAUAUAACUAAUGGAAAUAGUUUAACAAUGUA
Molecule: messenger RNA, 979 nt
Organism: Amphimedon queenslandica
Lineage: Eukaryota; Metazoa; Porifera; Demospongiae; Haplosclerida; Niphatidae
Exons: 5
Coding region: 13-837 (274 amino acids)
Source: RefSeq, a predicted model, not a curated record